Bradysia coprophila is the source of this 1541-nucleotide messenger RNA. RefSeq names its product protein spaetzle-like. NCBI's taxonomy places the organism in Eukaryota, Metazoa, Arthropoda, Insecta, Diptera, Sciaridae. Gene Ontology annotation, cellular component: extracellular region. Gene Ontology annotation, molecular function: growth factor activity; Toll binding. Gene Ontology annotation, biological process: innate immune response; central nervous system formation. The record is from RefSeq and is a predicted model, not a curated record.
AAGAGCCAUUCAGUCACAUGUCAACAAUAUUCGAGCAACAGUCGGUGUGUGGUUGUCUUUCUGUCCUAUUAAAUGAAUUUUUUGCCAAACGAGAAUGUGUAAUACAAGCCUCUCGGAACGUUGAUUAUAUUUAUUUACCGAGUCUAUAUUUGUGGCUAAUUUUGUUUACAAAUUUUGUGUCUUUUUUUUCGUGUGUUUAUAUUGAAACAUUCUAUUAUUUAUGUGGUCAUACGUGCCAGAUUAUCUGUGAUUAUCCAAUAAUUGGUUAGAAAUUAAUUACAGCAAUAAAUUACACUUACAGCUGUGGAUAUUUAAAUAUAUCAAUUGAACGGCGCGAAUAUAAUUGUUUAUUUACGACGAAGCAUCAUGAGGAAUAUAUACAUUUUAUUGAUCUCAUUUGUUCAGUUGAGUGCUGUUGUUGAAAUAAUUGCCACACCGUGCAGCGAUGGAACGAAAACACCAGACGACAUGGAAAAACUGACGACUCGGAGAGGUAAGAGAGUGAAAUCUUUAAGCGCAUCUAAGAACAUUUGGUCAUUGCACGAACUCCAGACAAUUAAUGAAUUGUGGCGAUAUAUCUUAAAUUAUUCUGACAUUCGAUUUCCCGAGGAAGAAAUGUCCCAGACAUCAUUCGUGCCGUCGCCGGGUGCGUCGGAGCCGAAAUGUGCAAAGGGAUCAACAUUUUGUGAAGCGAUUGACAACUAUCCGACAGCUCGAGUUGAUUUGCUGUUGAAGGAACAUGCGCAUAAAUACGAAGAAUUAUUCGGUGCCGAUAUGAUUGAAGGAGGAUCGAAUAUAGCGAAUCGAUAUAAUGGAAUUGAAGAGGAAGAAUCACUGUGCAAAAGUCAGGAGCGAAUUAUUCAUCCGCAAGCUGGACUGACACAAGAUAACACAUGGAUGUAUAUUGUUAACCAGAAGAACUACACGCAAGGCGUUCGGGUUGAGGAAUGCAUCCAUACAAAACAAUGCGAAAUGACACAAAAUUUCCCGCUUGGAUAUAAAGCUGAAUGUAAGCAGAAAUACAUUUAUCGUCAACUGUUAGCAAUAAACGAAAGUGGUCACACCGUCAAAGAUCUAUUCCGACUACCAUCGUGCUGCCAAUGCGUCUUAAUCCGAACGGACAGAAAUAAGCGAUCAAUAAAUUAGUUUAUUGGUAAAAAAAGAAUAAAAAUUUCAAAUGUCAGCGGGUUAUUUAUUUGUCAAAGUGUCUGGCGGAGUAGUGGGCAUAUCAUUGUGAUGGAGAAAUUGAAUAAAUAUCAAAAAGUUGUAACCCUCUACUCUGAACGGAAAAAUUUGUUAGAACUUUUUUAAUGAAAAAUGUGUACUGGAAGCAAAUUAGUUUAGUUAUUGUGACCGAACGGGGGCACUAUAUAUUGAACUACAAAUUAUGUGAUUAUACAAUUAUGGUGAUAAAAUACUAUAAAUAUAAUAUUCGAAUGCUGGCUAAAGAUAAUAUUUGUAUCUCGUACGUAAAUUUUAAUCAAAAUUAAUUUUAGUCAAAACGAACAACAUUUUAUGCGAAUAAAAUUGGUUUUAAUGAU